AUGGGGAAGUUCCCGGAAGAGGUAACUGAUGCCGCAUGGGCGGUAUGGUUUACGCUGGGAUUUCAAGUUGACCCUAGGACACAGGAUUCCCUGAAGAAGCGAGUCAAGGCCUCCGUGGUUUUUGACAUGUCGAUCCCGGACGCAGAUUCUCAGAUCGGGCGAAUGUUUGACGGCAUGGCGGCCGCUUCACACCGAGACCGCCAGGAGUGGAUUAUUCGAGAAGAAAGUGCUGACAUCGUAAAGAUCAUUACGGAGGCGGUCAAGCCAGUGUCACUCCAUCGGGCAGUGACGGAGCAGAUGGCGCGAAACAAGCCCCUGAAGAAGGACGUGUACCGUUUCGCGCCGACUAGUUCGACGCCUGGCAACGGCUGCUUGAAAUGUAAAUCCACCACUCACAAGGUCCGUGAGUAUCCUGGAAUCACGGACAAUCACGACUGCUUAAAGCACAUCGUCGGGCGCUUGGCCAAAAACGUGGUGACUGGAGCCGUGGUGACGGUCGGGCUGACACCGGCCGAGGACUAG
Molecule: messenger RNA, 522 nt
Organism: Aphanomyces astaci
Lineage: Eukaryota; Oomycota; Saprolegniomycetes; Saprolegniales; Verrucalvaceae
Exons: 2
Coding region: 1-522 (173 amino acids)
Source: RefSeq, a predicted model, not a curated record